UGCGUAAUGCCAGAAGCUAUUCUUACCAACCGGUCUCACCUUACAGCACGCCCGGGGAGGCGAUCACGGAGGAGUGCUGCACAGGCCGCCCUCAGACGCGCUCCGGUGGGUGCUGCGAUCGGUGGUGUACUCGUAGUGGUGCAGUGAAGCGUGUCGUUGACGAAGGCAGUGAGUACUCCAGGUCACUGAGACAGCUUUAGGCACCCACCACUACCAACACCACCACCGCCAUGCCUGGCCACAUCAAAAAGAGCACCGGGCCCGAUCCCGACCCCAGUGAGUAUCUCUAUAUUUCGGCUGAGAUGAAGAUAAAGGAUCAGACCAAGCCCUACGAUUCGAAGAAGUCUUGCUGGGUGCCUGAUGCCAAGGAGGGAUUCCUUGAGGGCUUGAUCCAAGGCACUAAGGGAGAAAAGGUCACUGUGAUGGCUGGCGGCGAGACCAAGGAGUACAAGAAGGACCAAGUACAGCAAGUAAACCCACCCAAGUACGAGAAAUGCGAGGACAUGUCCAACCUGACCUACCUUAACGAUGCCUCUGUCCUGUACAACCUGAAGACCCGCUACGUCAACAAGCUCAUCUACACCUACUCUGGUCUUUUCUGUAUUGUGGUGAACCCCUACAAGCGCUACCCCAUCUACACCAACCGUACGGUCAAGAUUUAUCUGGGCAAGAGGCGUAAUGAGGUCCCUCCUCACCUGUUCGCUAUUUCUGACGGCGCUUACAGUAACAUGUUGCAAGUUGGCGACAAUCAGUCCAUGUUGAUCACCGGUGAGUCUGGCGCCGGCAAGACCGAGAACACCAAGAAGGUACUCUCCUACUUCGCCAACGUCGCCACCCCCAAGAAAGAAGGUGAAAAGAAGAAGAAUCUGGAAGAUCAGAUUAUCCAGACCAACCCUGUACUGGAGGCCUUCGGUAACGCCAAGACCGUCCGUAAUGACAACUCCUCCCGCUUCGGUAAGUUCAUCCGUAUCCACUUCCAACCUACUGGCAAGCUUGCUGGUGGUGACAUUGAGGUCUACCUGCUGGAGAAGGCUCGUGUCAUCUCCCAGCAGUCUCUUGAGCGAUCCUACCAUAUCUUCUACGAGAUGAUGUCCGACCAGGUCCCCGAAAUCAAACCGAUGUGUAAGCUCAGCAACGACAUCUACGACUACCACUACGUGUCUCAGGGCAAGGUCACUGUGCCUUCUAUCGACGACAAGGAGGACAUGCAGUUCUGUCACGAUGCAUUCGACAUUCUGGGCUUCCAAAAAGUAGAGGUCGAGAACGUGUACAAGAUCACAGCCUCCGUCAUGCAUUUCGGCGAGCUCAAGUUCAAGCAGAGGGGUCGCGAGGAACAGGCAGAAGCCGACGGUACUGAAGCCGGAGAAAAAAUUGCAGAGCUCAUGGGUACAGACGUGAAUGACCUGUACAUGGCCAUCACCAAGCCCAAGAUCAAAGUCGGUACCGAGUUUGUGUCCAAGGGUAUGAAUGUUGACCAAUGUUACUACUCCAUCGGCGCUAUGGCCAAGACCCUGUUUGACCGUGUAUUCAAAUUUAUCGUUAGCAAGUGUAAUGAAACUCUUGAAACCGGUCUCAGGCGCCAUUCCUUCAUCGGUGUGCUGGAUAUUGCCGGUUUUGAGAUCUUCGACUUCAAUGGCUUUGAGCAGAUCUGCAUCAACUUCUGUAACGAGAAGCUGCAGCAGUUCUUCAACCACCACAUGUUCGUGCUGGAGCAGGAGGAGUACAAGAAGGAAGGCAUCGAUUGGACUUUUGUGGACUUUGGCAUGGACUUGCAGGCCUGCAUUGAGCUCUUUGAGAAGAAAAUGGGUCUUCUAUCCAUCCUGGAGGAAGAGUCUAUGUUCCCGAAGGCAACAGACAAAUCUUUCGCUGAGAAGCUGAACGCCAACCAUCUCGGUAAGACUCCGGUGUUCAUCAAGCCCAAGCCUCCCAAGCCAGGCCAACCUGAGGCCCACUUCGCUAUUGUGCACUAUGCCGGCACUGUGAGCUACAACUUGACUGGCUGGCUUGAGAAGAACAAGGAUCCCCUCAAUGAUACUCUGGUGGAUCAGCUGAAGAAAUCCGGUAACGAACUGGCAGUAUUGAUCUUCGCCGACCACCCGGGACAGUCUGGUGGCGGCGACGACAAGAAAGGCAAGAAGUCUGGAGGAUUUAAGACAGUGUCGUCUUCCUACAGAGAUCAGCUAAACAACCUCAUGAGGACCCUGAACGCCACUCACCCUCACUUCAUUCGCUGCAUUGUGCCCAACGAAACCAAGUCCCCAGGUGUGAUGGAUGCAGCUCUAGUUAUGCAUCAGCUGACUUGUAACGGUGUGCUUGAAGGCAUUCGUAUUUGUCGCAAGGGCUUCCCCAACAGAAUGCAUUACCCGGACUUUAAGCAUCGGUACAAGAUCCUGGCCUCUAAAAUCAUGUCCGAGAUCAGGGAGGACAAGAAAUCUGCCAAGGCUUGCUUCGAUAAAGUGGAACUCAAUCCAGAGUCUUACCGACUGGGUCACACCAAGGUGUUCUUCCGUGCUGGUGUUCUUGGUCAAAUGGAGGACCUGCGUGAUGAUCGCAUCGGCAAGCUGAUCACGUGGCUGCAGGCGUGGAUCCGUGGGUUCGUCGCUCGUAAACUUUACGAUAAACUCCAGAAGCAGCGCAUUUCUCUGUUGAUUGUACAGCGCAACAUCAGGAAGUACAUGAAGAUGCGUAGCUGGCUCUGGUAUUCCCUGUGGAUCACCUUGAAGCCUCGCCUCACUGUGACACGCGUUGAGGAUGAACUCAUUGCCUUGGAAGAGAAGGCUGAGAAGGCUGAGACGGAACAUGCACAGGCUGUCAAGAUUCGUGAGCAACUCCAGGCCACCAACAACUUGCUGUCAGAGGAAAAGAAUAACCUCCUGUUGGCACUGGACUCUGCCAAGGGCGGUAUGUCAGACUUUGUCGAGAAGCAAAACAAGGUCCAGGCCCAGAAGACCGACCUCGAGAAUCAGCUUACGGAAAUCACAGAGCGCCUAGGGAAUGAAGAGGAAUCCCGCAACCAACUGACACAAGCUAAGAAGAAGUCUGAACAGGAAGUGUCACAGCUCAAGAGGGAUUUGGGAGAUAUUGAAAUGAAAAUCCAGAAGGGAGAACAGGACAAGUCCACAAAGGACCAACAGAUUCACAACCUUAAUGAAGAAGUUUCCCACCAGGAAGAACUCAUCAAUAAAAUCAAUAAGGAGAAGAAGCAUUUGCAGGAAUGCAAUCAGAAGACAUCCGAAGAUCUUCAGAGCCUCGAGGAUAAGAGCAAUCACUUCGGCAAUAUCAAGUCUAAACUGGAACACAAUCUUGAUGAACUCGAAGAUUCUCUGGAGCGAGAAAAGAAACUUCGCAGUGACGUCGAAAAAGCCAAGAGAAAGGUUGAGGGUGAUCUCAAGUUGACUCAAGAAGCCAUCGCUGAUCUAGAGCGUAACCAGAAGGAUAUUGAAAACACCAUCCAUCGCAAGGAUAAGGAAUAUGCCGCCCUUGUCACAAAAAUUGAGGAAGAGCAAAUGCAGAUCAAUAAGGUACAGAGACAAAUCAAGGAGCAACAAGCUAGAAUCGAUGAACUCGAGCAGGAAGUUGAAUUUGAGCGACAGUCUCGUGCUAAGGCCGAAAAGAGCAAGACCAAUUUGGCCAGAGAUCUGACAGAGCUUGGCGACCGCCUGGAGGAAGCCGGAGGAGCCACUGCCGCCCAGAUCGAGCUGAACAAGAAGCGUGAGUCUGAGCUGAGCAAGCUCCGCCGCGACCUCGAGGAGACCAACAUUCAGCAUGAGUCUGCACUUUCUCUCCUCCGCAGGAAGCACAACGAUGCUAUUUCUGAUCUCUCAGAACAGAUCGACUACCUCAACAAGACAAAGGCCAGGCUCGAGAAGGAAAAGGAUUCCUUGAAGCGAGAAGCUGAGGAUGCUAAGUCUACGCUGGACGGUCUAGCUCGUGAUAAGGCUGCUGGAGAGAAGACAGCCAAACAAAUUCAGCAACAAAUUGCGGAAGUCCAUGCCAGGCUGGAUGAGUCAAAUCGCACACUCAGCGAUUUCGACGCUACCAAGAAGAAGUUGGCAGCUGAGAAUGGUGACCUCCUGCGGCAGGUAGAAGAAGCGGAGAACCAGAUUGGCCAGCUGUCCAAACUGAAACUGUCUCUCACCAAUCAGUUGGACGACAACAGGAAACUUUCGGACGAGGAGAGUCGGGAGCGCGCAACCCUUCUCGGCAAAUGCCGCAACCUGGAGCAUGACAUUAUGGGGCUCCGGGAGCAGCUCGACGCUGAGAGUGAGGGCAAGGCUGACAUGCAGCGCCUGCUCUCUCAAGCUAACGCUGAUGCUCAAAUGUGGCGCUCAAAGUACGAGUCUGAGGGCUUAGCACGUGCUGAAGAAAUUGAGGCCGCGCGCAUGAAGCUUGCUGCGCGUUUGGAGGAGGCCGAGUCACAGAUAGAGCAGCUCAACAUUAAGAACCUUAGCCUGGAGAAGGCUAAGCAGCGUCUGGCAUCUGAUAUUGAGGAUGGACAGAUCGCAGCUGAACGCGCCCAAACGUUGGCUUCUGCAGCUGAAAAGAAACAGAAGAACUUCGACAGGAUCCUGUCGGAAUGGAAACUGAAGGUUGAGGACUUGGCAGCUGAGCUUGACGCCUCCCAGAAGGAAUGUCGCAACUAUUCUACUGAACACUUCCGCGUCAAGGCUGCUUACGAAGAGAACCUGGAACACCUCGACUCAGCUCGCCGUGAAAACAAGAACCUCAGUGAUGAAAUUAAGGAUUUGAUGGAUCAAAUCGGUGAGGGCAGUCGAUCCUUCCACGAACUGGAAAAGAAUGUUAAGCGUCUGGAAGUAGAGAAGGAGGAGCUGCAGGCUGCCUUGGAAGAGGCCGAGGCCGCCCUGGAGCAGGAGGAGAACAAGGUUCUCCGUGGCCAGCUGGAGCUCAGCCAGGUCAGGCAGGAGAUCGACCGCCGCAUCCAGGAGAAGGAAGAAGAGUUUGAAAACACAAGGAAAUGCCACCAACAAGCUAUGGACUCUAUGCAGGCUUCUCUUGAAGCUGAGGCCAAGGCCAAGGCUGAGGCUCUCCGCCAGAAGAAGAAGCUUGAGUCUGACAUUAAUGAACUGGAGAUCUCUCUUGACCACUCGAACAAGGCUCACUCUGACCUCCAGAAGACCUUCAAGAAACUCCAGACUGAAAUCAAGGACAUGGAGCUGAAGGUGGAGGAUCAACACCGUAUUGCCUCCGAGUAUCGCGAGCAGCUGGGUAUUUCUGACCGCCGAGGCAACGCCCUUCAGGGAGAACUGGAAGAAUCUCGCUCUCUUCUCGAACAGUCCGACAGGUGCCGCCGCCAGGCUGAAGCUGACCUUUCUGAAGCUCAAGAACAAAUGAACAACCUUAACAGCCAAUGCAGCACUCUCACUCUGGCCAAGAGGAAGCUGGAGAGCGAGAUGCAGACCCUGCAGGCUGAUCUGGAUGAAAUGCUGAACGAGACCAAGAACUCCGAGGAGAAGGCCAAGAAGGCCAUGGUGGACGCUGCCCGUCUGGCCGAUGAACUGCGCUCUGAGCAGGAACACGCCCAGAACCAGGAGAAGGCGAGAAAGACUUUGGAGGUUUCUUACAAGGACCUGCAAGCUAAGUUUGAAGAAAGCGAAGGCAAUGCUCAGAAGGCCGUGAAGAAAUCUCUGGGCAAGUUGGAAGACCGCGUACGCGAUCUGGAGUGUCAACUGGACGACGAGUCCCGCCGCCACUCCGACGCCCAGAAGAACCUGAGGAAGUGCGAGAGGCGCAUCAAGGAGCUCACUUUCCAGGCCGACGAGGACAAGAAGAACCACGAGAGGAUGCAGGACCUUGUCGACAAACUCCAGCAGAAGAUCAAGACCUACAAGAGGCAGAUCGAGGAGGCUGAGGAGAUCGCCGCCCUCAACCUGGCCAAGUUCCGCAAGGCCCAGCAGGAACUCGAGGAGGUUUCCGCCAUGUAAUUCAUUUUACAUACUACAUGUAAACCUUGCGGCCAAGACUUGUAGUCAACAACACCAGAGAACGCUUUAGCUUCUCCAGAACGUAAAUGAUAAUUAAAGAAACAGAAGCGACCUCAAUGUCAUCUCAUACAACAUCUUAGUCCAUUAGAUUUGUUAUUAAUGCUACGGGACAUUUACAUCAGUGUAACCAACGCACGUCGGCUCAUGGGUCACUGCUGCCCAACAGUUACGUUUGGCACAAAGUGUAUUUCCUCCACUAACAUCCGCAUUGUCUGUGUGACAUCAAGCUAUUCUACCAACAGUGUUUUCUGAUUACAUGUGACGUCAUUUCAUUAUCAAUAAAUGUCAUCAAAAGCAUCUGUUAUGUGGCCUGAUAACAUCGAAACACCUGACCUAAAACAAUUAAAAUAAAAUCACAUAAUCAAUCAA
This is a messenger RNA of Portunus trituberculatus (swimming crab), 6371 nucleotides long. RefSeq names its product myosin heavy chain, muscle-like. The transcript has 22 exons. NCBI's taxonomy places the organism in Eukaryota, Metazoa, Arthropoda, Malacostraca, Decapoda, Portunidae. Gene Ontology annotation, cellular component: myosin complex. Bases 231 to 5942 code for a protein of 1903 amino acids. Gene Ontology annotation, molecular function: cytoskeletal motor activity; actin filament binding; ATP binding. The record is from RefSeq and is a predicted model, not a curated record.